AUGGACGAUGGGGAGACCUUUGUCUGGAAAUUUGAUAAUUUUAUUGAUGCAGCCCUUGUGUCUGUUUUAGAGGUGAAAGCUGAAAACGCGGUGAACGCCAAUGGCAGCGAGUCGCAAGUCAUCGCCAACAUCGUCAAAGUCAGCGACUAUAAUCCGUCGGGCUAUCUCUUUUGGCUUCCGCGAGAUAAGCGCUUCGUUAAAAUCUCGUCACUGCGACAGAAAUGGAUAGUCAGGAGAGGCGUUUGCUCCAAACCAAACGAAAAACGACAGGGCUUUCGUGAAUUACGAGUCAAAACAACUACUUCAAAAGACAUUAGAUUCAUCUCCCUCGUGCUGGGCAUCUACAGAGAGAGUAUUUGA
This is a messenger RNA of Oikopleura dioica, 360 nucleotides long. NCBI's taxonomy places the organism in Eukaryota, Metazoa, Chordata, Appendicularia, Copelata, Oikopleuridae. The record is from the annotation of a GenBank genome assembly.